Orbilia oligospora ATCC 24927 is the source of this 1914-nucleotide messenger RNA. RefSeq lists its product as uncharacterized. The coding region runs from base 1 to 1914 and encodes 637 amino acids. The record is from RefSeq and is a predicted model, not a curated record. The transcript is spliced from 4 exons. Lineage: Eukaryota; Fungi; Ascomycota; Orbiliomycetes; Orbiliales; Orbiliaceae. Gene Ontology annotation, biological process: carbohydrate metabolic process.
AUGUACCACCGAACCCCCCGCCCAGUGCCAGACACCCCUUCCAGCGACCUCCCACUGGAGAACCAACUCGAACAACAGCCGCCGUAUAGUCCCACCGAGGGUUUUGCGACUUCAGGACACCAUCUUCAAGUCCCUGAGCAGGGUGCUGCCCCAUUUCCAUUUCAGCCGCCUCGUCGUGGACCUUCUACUUAUCGUCCUCCGUCGCCUUCAAAACAUCCACAUAGUAAACCCACCUACAAUCCCACAGACUCCGACGACCGUAAUUGGUUGUCGGCUUCUAAUAUCCUAAUGUUUCUCCUUACUGCCAUAAUCCUUGUUCUCUUGUUCUUCCAGACUCCCGGACGUUCGCAGGUCCUGUAUCUCAAUGAUUUCGAUGGCGACCCGUGGGGAGAUUCGUGUCCGGACUACAAAGACUACUCUUCGCGUCGCCAUCUACCACUUAGCGAUGGACCUUUACAACUACCGUUCCAGCGACCUGUUCCAGAAUGCAGGAGUUUCCGAUCAAAUGCUGUAGAAAGGGUUAUCAGGGACAUGACAACACGACUUGUCGAUAGGGAUCUCGCGCGAUUGUUCGAAAACUGUUAUCCUAGCACUUUGGAUACAACCGUUAGAUGGCACGUCACCGGUGAAGAAACGGAGAAUGCCCCCGUUGGUUUUUCUGGUAUACUAGGGGACGAGAAGGUUAAGGGUGCCCAGAGUUUUAUUGUCACAGGCGACAUCAAUGCGGAAUGGCUACGAGAUUCUACGAAUCAGUUGGCUGGGUACAUGCCGUUGUUGCGUAAGGAUGAAAAGCUGAAGAAGUUGGUUUGGGGAGCAAUCAAUACGCAGGCAGGAUAUGUUAUUGAAAGCCCGUAUUGUAAUGCUUUCCAGCCACCGAGAGGUAGUCAUGUCAAGCCAGCCAAUAACGGCCAAGACGACUCCGUCCAUCCCUCCUACGAUUACAGAGCAGUCUUCGAAUGCAAGUACGAAAUCGACAGCUUAGCCAACUUUUUCUCUCUCGCAAAUCAAUAUUAUGCACACACAGGUGACCUUUCAUUUGUUACUGAGAGGUUUUUGUCAGCUGUGGAAAGUGUGUUCAAUGUUCUCGAGGAACAGGCGCUGGGAACUUUCUCCAGUUCUGGGAUCUUACAAUUCCCAGGUUAUACGUUCCAGAGAAACACAAAUAUCGGGACGGAAACGCUCUCGCUUUCGGGUAGAGGUAAUCCCCUGAACGGCAAUAGCUCGCUGAUCCGCUCAGCUUUCCGGCCUUCAGAUGAUGCCUGUAUUUUGCAAUACUUUAUCCCUGGGAACGCCUUCAUGUCCGUUGAACUCGGUCGACUCUCGAAAUUGCUUGCCGAUGCUAAGAGGAAGGAUCAUUCUAAUUUCGCGAGCGAUUGGUCGAAAAGGAUCGCUGAUGGUGUUAAGGCCCACGGUAUUGUCGAUGAUCCAGUAUUCGGCAAGGUUUAUGCCUACGAGGUUGAUGGUUACGGCUCAAGGAUCAUGAUGGAUGAUGCGAACCUGCCAUCUCUUCUUUCACUACCCAAGCUAGGAUGGACGACGGUAAAUGAUCCGGUCUAUCAGAAUACCAGGAAAAUGAUAUUAUCGAGGGAAGGGAACCCAUUCUUUUUGGAAGGACCAGUGUUCAAGGGAAUCGGAGGCCCUCACAUUGGAUUGAAGCACGCAUGGCCAAUGAGCUUGUUGAUGCAAGCCAUGACAAGCGAUGAUGAUAAGGAAAUUAUGGCGGCAAUAGAUGCAGUCAAGACGGUUAGUCGGUUCGGGUUGAUUAAUGAGAGCGUGAAUGUCAAUAGACAGGGUGAUUAUACAAGAAGCUGGUUUGCAUGGGCGAAUUCUGUUUUCGCGCAGGCCAUCUUGGAUUUGGCUAAGAGGAAGCCACAUUUGAUAUUCGGGGCAGGGGCGGAGCCAUAUGAACUUUGA